Molecule: messenger RNA, 872 nt
Organism: Rhipicephalus sanguineus (brown dog tick)
Lineage: Eukaryota; Metazoa; Arthropoda; Arachnida; Ixodida; Ixodidae
Exons: 3
Coding region: 157-774 (205 amino acids)
Source: RefSeq, a predicted model, not a curated record
GCCAGAGUAAUAAAAAGGGGCACCACAAGAACGGUGCUCAGGCGCCUUCCACUUCUACUAGGUACGCCCUAGGAAACAGCAAUUCUCUUCAGACAGCUCUUUAUUUCCUGAAACUUUAUCUGCGGAAAGUGCCGACGACGGUGAGUGCGGCUCAACAUGGCAACGGUGAAACUGCUUAUUCUCGUCUUCUUCGUGGCGGCAUCUGCCGCUUCCUACUCCUCGAGCAGUGAAUGCGACUUUUCUGGCCUUGACCUGGAUGGUGGGGUGGAGUAUAUCCUCUCCACAUUUCCAAGAAACUUCACCCUCAGCGAAGAAACAUUUCGACCUAUCUUCAAGGGUUUGGAAGUUGGCGCCGUGAUCGUGGCUGGUAUGAACAGAAUCAAGCGGUACGGUGCCUUGAAACCCUUCUGCGUGGGCAGUCAGCGCUUCUUGGAGGUGGACUUCAUCAACAACGCAGAGGUAGCCUUCUACGUUCCCUGGCGUACGUGUUCGGGCAACGAGGGUAAAGUGAUGAUGCACGCCGAGUUCUCACGAUUCACGGUCAUCUUUCGCGUGGACAGAGGAGGCUUCGCCGAGAAAUUUGUUCUCCGCUACGAAGGAGAUACAGUUCCCGUCAACACGCACAACGUUCACCUGAUCAUCGAAGGCGCCGGACAAGUUGGUAGGAUCUUUAGCGGAAUUCUCAGCAGGGUUCUGUCCUCGUAUGCGACUGAACUGUGGAAUGACGAGUUCUUUAGUGUGUUCAGAACCUCUGUUCGCAAAGCGCUCGAAUAAAUGUAAGUCAUAUAUUUCAUGCAGCUGAUAUUGCCAACAAAUUCGGCGUCACAGAUAACAUGAAUUCAUGCGUGAUUGUCAAGGCCGAAGGUGUUUUU